Molecule: messenger RNA, 1990 nt
Organism: Cajanus cajan (pigeon pea)
Lineage: Eukaryota; Viridiplantae; Streptophyta; Magnoliopsida; Fabales; Fabaceae
Product: cytochrome P450 734A1
Molecular function (GO): oxidoreductase activity, acting on paired donors, with incorporation or reduction of molecular oxygen; iron ion binding; monooxygenase activity
Source: RefSeq, a predicted model, not a curated record
GGAAUUAGGUGGAAAUAUUAAAGAAACCUAAUUCAUUGAAGAACAUUACAAUUAAAAAAAAAAAAGCCAAAAGCUAAAAAAUUCAAAAUACCAACCAUGCUAGUAAUUUAAUCCACCAUCGUUGUCAUAGCUCAAGAAAGAGUUACGAGUUCCCUCUUCACUUCUUCGAAGUCUUACUCACACUUUCAAAUCUAAAUAGUGAAAUUCUCUUCCUUUUUUUUUCUUCUCUCUCUACACAACAAGGUAAGGCACAGUUACACUCUCACUGUCAAACAAAACAUGAAUCUUUUACUUGCCGCAGUAACUCUCCUCGUUUUUUACGCCGUGAAUUUUUUUUACUCCAAAUUCUGGGUCCCGUGGAGAACCGAGCGUCACUUCAAGAAGCAAGGGAUAGGGGGCCCUGGCUACCGUCCGAUCUUGGGGAACUCGUCAGAGAUCCGACGGCUGUACGCGGAAGCCAAAUCAGAGCCCACACAUCGGUUUGACCACGACGUCUUGAGACGCGUGGUUCCAUUUUACGACAGGUGGUCUGGCGCGUACGGGAAAACCUUCCUCUACUGGUUCGGUUCAACGCCCCGGUUGGCGAUAACUGAACCGGAUAUGAUUAAGGAGGUGCUCUCGAAUAAGAGUGGGGAGUAUGAGAGGGUUUCGUUCAAUCCUCAAUCCAAGUUGCUUUUUGGACAGGGCCUUGUGGGCCUGCAGGGCCCCCAAUGGGCCUUGCACAGAAGGAUUAUAAAUCUCGCAUUUAACAUGGAGCUUGUUAAGGGAUGGGUGCCAGAUAUUGUGGCAAGUGUGACAAAGAUGGUGGAGAGAUGGGAGGAGCAAAGAGGAGGAAAAGAUGAAGUUGAGAUAAAUGUGCACAGAGAGCUUCUUCAUCUUUCUGCAGAUGUUAUAUCGAGGACUGCUUUUGGAAGCAGUUAUGAAGAGGGCAAGCAUAUUUUCAACUUGCAGGAGCAACAAAUGCAUCUUUUCUCACAGGCAGUUAGGAGUGUCUAUUUCCCUGGAUUUAGGUAUUUGCCGACUAAGAAGAACAGGGAUAGGUGGAGACUAGAGAAAGAAACUCGUGAAUCAAUUCUCAAGCUGGUUGAGACCAAGAACAAUGAGAGAGAAAAUGCAAGAAAUGUACUAAGUUCUUUGAUGUGUUCCUACAAGAAUGAUGCUGGUGAAGAAGAAAAGUUAGGGUUGGAAGAAAUUAUAGAUGAAUGUAAAACCAUCUACUUUGCAGGGAAAGAAACGACAGCUAAUUUGUUGACUUGGGCACUUCUUCUGUUAGCAAAACAUCAGGAAUGGCAAAGUAAGGCACGCGAAGAAGUUCUUCGUUUCGUUGGACACAAUCGACCUCCUGUUGCAGACAAUUUAAAUGACCUCAAGACUGUUAGCAUGAUAAUAAAUGAAACACUUCGGCUCUAUCCUCCGGCAGUAAUGCUAAUGAGGCAAACCUCUAAAGAUGUGGUGCUUGGAAGCAUCAAUGUUCCUGCUAAGACUCAACUCUACUUGGCAUUGACUGCUGUUCAUCAUGACAGAGAAAUCUGGGGAGAAGAUUGCCAUAGCUUCAAUCCAAUGAGAUUUAGUGAGCCUCGAAAACAUUUGGCUGCAUUCUUUCCUUUCGGAUUAGGCCCUCGAACCUGUGUUGGGCAAAAUUUGGCAAUGGUUGAGGCAAAGAUUGCUCUUGCCAUGAUCAUUCAGAGUUACAGUUUUGUGGUAUCUCCUAACUAUGUGCAUGCUCCCAUACUAUUUAUCACUUUGCAGCCUCAAUAUGGUGCACAAAUCGUUUUCAGAAGGAUCUCAUAUUGAUGGUUUUUACUGCUUUUUCCCUUUUCUGUCCCUCUGUAACUUUUAACUGCAUGUGGGGGAAUCAUUGUAGCUAUAAAUAUUCUGCUCCUUUGGCUUGUAAAACAUAUGAAACUUGUGUUAACUGGGAAAGAUUUUCAGGUUAAAGCACAAAUGCUGCUAUCUGUCAAUUUAUAUUAAUUUUAUAUGUUCUGGUAUA